Molecule: messenger RNA, 3501 nt
Organism: Malurus melanocephalus (red-backed fairy wren)
Lineage: Eukaryota; Metazoa; Chordata; Aves; Passeriformes; Maluridae
Product: protocadherin beta-16-like
Exons: 2
Coding region: 126-2681 (851 amino acids)
Biological process (GO): homophilic cell-cell adhesion
Cellular component (GO): plasma membrane
Molecular function (GO): calcium ion binding
Source: RefSeq, a predicted model, not a curated record
ACAGGGAGACAAAAAAUCGUGGGAGCUGAGCGGCUCGGUAAGGAGUCGGAGCGCUCGGGGGCUUCCAGAGUCCCUCUCCCCAGGAUUGCUGGCCCCCACCUCUCUUCUUCUGAGAUUAUUACAAAAUGCUGGGAGCCGCGGAGGACGGUGGAUGGCUUUUCUGGAGGGUGAUCGCUUGUGGGAGACGGAGUGCAGACAGCAAGAGGCAAGUGAUCUUGUUUAUUCUGUGCUUUUGCGUGUGUCAGAGCGGGGCUGAAACCCUCCGCUAUUCUCUAUCGGAGGAAAUGGAGAGGGACUCCUUUGUCGCCAAUAUCGCAAAGGAYCUGGGUGUUCCUCUGAGCCAGCUUGCGGCUCGCAAGGCUCGCGUUGUGUCCGAUGGGAAGGAGCAGCUUUUCCGACUCAAUCAAAACACCGGAGUCCUGACGGCAAAGGAGUCGCUGGACCGAGAGGAGAUCUGUCCRCAGAGCGAUACCUGCACUCUCGCCUUUAAGAUAUUCUUUGAAAAUCCAUUGCAGCUUAUGCGAGGGGAGGUGGAAGUUCGUGACGUAAAUGACAAUUCACCCUUGUUCCCGGAGAAGGAGAUGGUUUUAAAAAUUCUAGAAACAGCAUCUCCUGGGUCCCGUUUCCCCCUGGAAAGCGCCCAGGACAAGGACGURGGCACUAACGGUUUGCAGAACUACAGCCUCGGGCCCAAUCCUCAUUUCUCCCUCGCUACUGGAACAGGGAAAGACGGAAUAAAAUAUGUGGAACUUAUUCUACAGCGCCAGCUCGAUCGUGAAGAGCAGGGAGAGCUGAAUUUGCUUCUCACCGCCACCGAUGGGGGCUCGCCACCCAGGUCGGGCACGGCUCAGGUCCGGAUCGUGGUGGUGGAUGCUAAUGACAACAUCCCGGUUUUUGAAAGGGAGAUCUAUGAGGUGCGCCUGGCUGAGAACAGCCCCCUGGAGCAGCUGGUGGUCAGAGUCACGGCCGCGGAUCCCGACGAAGGGUCCUACGGGGAAGUGCGUUAUGCCUUUACCCAGACAUCGGAGCGAUCCCGGCAGCUCUUCCAGCUGAACCCGGCUACCGGUGAAAUACGAGUCUCGGGCAACCUGGAUUUCGAGGAAGCAAAAACCCACAGUAUGGUGGUGAAAGCCACGGACGGCGGAGAAUUGUCUGCGCAUUGCAAAGUGCAGGUGGAGGUCCUGGACGUGAAUGACAACGCCCCGGAGAUAGCGCUCACCUCCCUCACCGCCUCCAUUCCCGAGGACGCCCCGCCACGCACCGUGGUGGCUCUGUUCAGCGUGCGGGACCGGGACUCCGGGGACAACGGCAGGACKGAGUGUUCCAUGGACGGGGACUUGCCAUUCAGUCUCACCCCCACUUUUGAUAAUUACUACGAACUGAGAACAAACGCGGCUCUGGACAGGGAGAGGACGGCCGAGUAUAACAUCACCAUCACAGCCAUGGACUGGGGCACGACACGGCUGAGCUCUCGGAAAAACAUCUUCGUGCAGAUAUCGGAYGUGAACGACAAUCCCCCGGAGUUUACCCAGGAGGUUUACACCAUGUCGGUCACGGAGAACAACAGCCCCAUGCUCCGGAUCGGCAGCAUGAAAGCCACGGACGCCGAUGCAGGGAAAAAUGCCCGCGUAAGCUACGCGCUAGUGCGGCAGGAGGGCAAAGAGCAGCCCGAAGUGUCAGUCAACGCUGAAAAUGGCGACGUUUAUAUCCUCCGCCCGCUGGACUAUGAGAAGGUACGCUCCUUCGARGURACAGUGCGCGCAGCUGAUGGCGGCUCCCCGCCGCUCAGCGCCCAGGCCGUGCUACGCGUGGUCGUGAGGGACGAGAACGAUAACGCGCCCGUGCUGCUGCACCCGCCCCCCGACAGCAGCGCUGCAGGAGAGCUGGUGCCGCGCUGGGCGCCGUCCGGCUACCUGGUGGCCAAGGUGGUGGCGGUGGACGCGGACGCGGGCCAGAACGCGUGGCUGUCGUACGAGCUGGCCAAGGCCACGGAGCCGGGGCUGUUCCGCGUGGGGCUGCACAGCGGCGAGGUGCGCACGGCGCGGGCCGUGACAGAGAGGGACGCGCCCCGGCAGAGGCUCAUCGUGCUGGUGCGGGAUCGCGGACAGCCAUCGCGCUCWGCCACUGCCACCCUCGCCGUGGCACUGGUAGACGGCUUCUCCGAAGCUCAUUUGCAGGUGAACGAGGUGGCACCGGCCGCCGACCCCGACGGGCCGCUCACUCUUUACCUCAUCGCCUCCCUCGCCUGCGUGUCGGCGCUGUUCCUCGCCACUGCCGUGGCCGCCGUGAUAGCGAAGGUGMGGCAGGCCAGGCGGAGCGAGGCGGAGACCUUGCCCACGUUCCCGACAACCGCCACGGRAAGCACCGCGGGCUCCCUGCCCCGCAGCUACGUGUACGACGUCUGCUUCGCCGCCGGGACCGUCAACAGCGAGUUCCGUUUCCUCAGGCCCCUCUUYCCCUGCUUUCCCGCCGGGCUGCCCCCCGGGCCGGGAGAACAGCGGAGCUCGGUGUGCUCGCAGGAUGCUGCAAACCUCGGGGAUGAAGGCGACUGGACCGCACAGGGCAGAGCUCCCCUCUCUGAASAGAUGGGGCCCAGGGCUGCAGAUGCAGUUUGCCCUGCAAAUAGGGAGCUGGAGCUAAAUGUCACUUCUGAUCAAAAUCCUUGGCUUGCCCAUCAAUAAGUGAAGAGAAAGUCAAGUUUGUCUGUCCUCACAGAGAAAGAAACCAAACACCUACCAGGGAGAUCAAGACUUCUCUGUGAGAAUGCUAUCCCCUUGAGCAGUASUUCAUUCAUGUAGAUAUUUUGUAAUUGUGGUGUAGAUGGAGCAGAACUGUGUUGCAUGUUGAUUACAAAAUAAUGUAUGAAUGUGAGACUGCUGCUGCUUGUACAUACUACGGGAAAUACUGAAAACUGGCAGCAGAUCUUUAACAUUUUGGCUACACUACCUUCUCUGUGGGUUUUAUUUUUGUUUUAUUUGUUCAUUUACUUGUUUUUAUGGAGAGAGCUUUGUAAUAAUAUCUUAAUUUUCUGCCCUGUGUUCAACACCAGGUGAAACAGAUGYUAAGCAAAUUCAAGUGGUGCUUGCAAAGGGAUUUCUUACAUAAYAAGCAGAUCUCUUUAAAUUAGUAACUGCUGACACUGGCACACUUUGCAUACUUGACUUGGAGUUUACACGUUCUCCUUACUGUAAAGAGUGGACUUUGAGCCGUGUAUUCUUUCUUUCUUUCUUUCUCUUUUUCCACAAAGUAAAGUUAAAGUUACCAUUUCGCAAUUUUUUAAAAAAAAUUAAGAUAAUUAAAAGUACUGCUUUUAGUCUUACAGUAAAAUAGACGAAACCGUUUGCAAUUAAUUUAGGGCACUGUAGAAUAUAGGGUGUCAAGCUUUCUGUUUUCUCUUUCUUUCAUCAAUCGGUAUUAAUCUAUAAAGUAAUGUGAUAUUUCCUGUUGUUGACACAUUUUAAGGAGUCAAAUACGUAAUGACAGAGAACAAUAAAACCUACU